AUGGACAGUCCGCCUGUCACGGCGCUGGACGCCGCGGGUGCUAAACCGAAGGCCGUGUCUCUUCAACCGAAGGGCGGCGUAGACAUGGUUUCCGCCGGUGGCAGGCUUGAAAUUCAGGGCUCCAAACCCAUCUCCGGUAAUAGUCCUGGUAAGGUGGACAUCAUCCAGUCGACCACCGUCCAUGGCUCCCCGUUUUGUUGCCUCAAGCCUCUCUCUGGCGACCUCGCCUCAGCCUUUCUCAAGCCCCUCGAAAGCCACCAACACUGUGACUAA
Molecule: messenger RNA, 273 nt
Organism: Colletotrichum spaethianum
Lineage: Eukaryota; Fungi; Ascomycota; Sordariomycetes; Glomerellales; Glomerellaceae
Exons: 2
Coding region: 1-273 (90 amino acids)
Source: RefSeq, a predicted model, not a curated record